Agelaius phoeniceus (red-winged blackbird) is the source of this 1478-nucleotide messenger RNA. It is a transcript of the gene CHST13, whose product is annotated as carbohydrate sulfotransferase 13. Lineage: Eukaryota; Metazoa; Chordata; Aves; Passeriformes; Icteridae. Gene Ontology annotation, molecular function: sulfotransferase activity. Gene Ontology annotation, cellular component: membrane. The record is from RefSeq and is a predicted model, not a curated record. Gene Ontology annotation, biological process: proteoglycan biosynthetic process; carbohydrate biosynthetic process.
AUGCGGCGGAGCCGGGCGCCGCGCCUGGCGCUGGCCGCCGGCCUCGGCUCGCUCCUGCUCGUCCUCUUCUACUUCCAGAGCAGCCUCAGCCCAGCCUCUGAAGAUCUGAGAUCCACCUGGCAAGGCAAGGCUGGUCGCAGCCCACUCCAGGCCCUGUAUGAGAGUGACCAGUUUGAGCAGUCGUCCCUGCAGGCAGUUCACCAGCAGAGACGGGAGAUGUUGAGCAACAUCUGCAGCCGUUACACCCGCAAGCGGCGUCUCCUGCGGCCGGACGACCUGCGGCACUUGGUGGUGGACGACACCCACGGGCUGCUCUACUGCUACGUGCCCAAAGUGGCCUGCACCAACUGGAAGCGGGUGAUGAUGGUCCUGACGGGGCAAGGCAAGUACCGGGACCCUCUGGAGAUCCCCGCCCACGAGGCCCACGUGCCCUCCAACCUGCGCACCCUGUCCGAGUACAGCGUCGCCGAGAUCAACGCCCGCCUGCGCACCUACCUCAAGUUCGUCUUCGUGCGGGAGCCCUUGGAGCGCCUGGUCUCGGCCUACCGCAACAAGUUCACGCUCAGCUACAACACGGCCUUCCACAAGCGCUACGGCACCAAGAUCGUGCGGCGGCACCGGCCGCAGCCCAGCCAGCGCGCCCUGGAGCGCGGCGACGACGUGCGCUUCGAGGAGUUCGUCUACUACCUGCUGGACCCACGCACGCAGCAGGAGGAGCCCUUCAACGAGCACUGGGAGCGGGUGCACUCGCUCUGCCACCCCUGCAUCAUCCACUACGACGUGGUGGGCAAGUACGAGACCUUGGCCGAAGAUGCCAAGUACAUCCUGCAGCUGGUGGGGGCCGACGCCAGCGUCAAGUUCCCGGCCUCGUCCAAGACCACCAGGACGACGGACGACAUGACGGCCCAGUUCUUCCAGGACAUUAGCCCCUUCUACCAAAGGAGACUCUUUAAUUUAUACAAAAUGGACUACUUGCUGUUCAAUUACUCCAUCCCCUCGUACCUCCGCCUCCGGUGAGGCAGGGGCUGCGGGGAAACAGGUGAGGGAGAGCUGGAUAACUCUCACCUUGCCACAAUUCCUCUCCUUCUGCCUUGAGCUCGUCUCUUGGUUGACUUCUUCCCUGUGCCCAUUUGUUAGGGUCUGCUCCACCUCCUGAUGCCUUGUUUGUGCAUGUUCUGGAGGAAGAACACUUCUCAAUACACUGGGGCUGGAGCUUUUCCUUCCCUUUCCCUCACAGCCUUCAGUAUCUACAGGGAAUGGUGGUGGGACUGGACACUUCUUGCCUUGGUUGGGGACUUUCUUGUAACUAAGAAACUCCUCUGUAGAUCCAAAUCUUGGGAAGGCUCCUUUUUCGGGCAGGAUCCCUUCAAGUCUUUCUCCUCCUUACUGGGCUGUUUGGGGGCAGACAUGGAGUCUCAGGGGUCAGAGUGGAGUGUAUCAGAGACUUGCAUAGAACCAGAAAUAAAGCAAUAAUUUAA